AAAACAUUGUUUCCAGCCUUUGCAGUUGUGUUAAUGAAGAAGCGAGAUUGGCAGAGGGCUGGCCCACAGCCUGUGUGGCUGCGGACACUUAAGACUGGGCGUGCACUGCUUCAUUCAAAACGCACGACGUGGUGGAGCAGAGACAGAGCCGGUGACGAGGGUUGAGAAUCAUUUUCAGCGAACGACACUAAAAACAGAUGCAUUGAAAUAAUUCGCAGUCAAAUAAAGAAUGUAAAUGAAACCGAUUCCUUUAGAUAGAUCUCAUCAGGACGAUUUCUUAACUUAAGCAUAUUCGGUAAUGAUGAGAUCAACAGAAUUUUACACUGUCCUGCUUACCUUGGUCAUCCUGAUUCGCAUGCCAGAGUUACAAUGUUCCACUAUUCGCCAACACCAUAGAAGGAACAUACCAAUGUUGGUUUCUACUGAAAAGCUGGAAGAUAUUAAAAGCCACCAUGAGGGCAGUGACACGGUGACAACUGCUACAGUGAUAAGUGGAGAAAUAGUGAGUCCCACUGCUCCUAGUAGUAGUUCCAGCUCUUUAGAAACGCUUACUGCAAGAUUAAAUACCAGCAUUGUUGAAGAAACACUACAAACCAGUAAGAACAAAAAUGAAAAUGUAAUCACCUUAUCCAGCCUGGAUACACUACUCACAACUACAACAAUUGUGCCAUUACAGAAACAAUUGAAUGUAACUGCGAAGACGGAAAAUGUUAACAAAACCCCACAGACUGAAAAAAACUUAACUCCAAACUCCACUUCCAAACAUGCUGCUGAUAUCAGUGAUGUUGACACAACAACAGGGGUCACACUGAAUGAAACAGCCACUCUUGACAAAGGGAAAAUUGGAGGAAUGGAGAACAACGAACAAAUGACUGAGCAGGUGACAAUUUCAACUCUUUUGAGCUUGAUCACCAAAACUGGAGAUAGUGGAGAGGCAACAGGGACAACCUACUCCAGCAGUGAAACCUUCACGGCAAAUAGUCAUGACACUACAGCUUUGCCUCUUUCUGGUAAGACAAUUGAAACUAUAAGUACUUCAAAAAAAGACAUCCCAGCGUUGACUUCGGAAAUGUUAAAUUUCACAGAAUUUACAAUUGCAAAUGUAGAAAAUUUGAGAAAUGAAGAAGUAACACCAGCAACCAUUGAGCCGGCAGGUGGUUCUUUCAGUUGGAAAUACAACAGUCCAAGUGCUGGCAGAGCAAUGAGUGAAAUCAUGGCAACUACGGGGAGUGCAAUAACAGACAGCAAGGCUCCAAACACCUUUCAGGUGACUACCACAUCUGGAGUUACAACAGCAAUCGAGGAGGAUGCCAUCACAGAGAUGGUCCCGUCAAUUUCUACAGAAACUGCACAGACAAUGCUCGUAACCAGUACAGUAGCUAUAAUUGGAACUACCAACCAAAUACAUAAAGGAUGGAGUGAAAGAUUGGCAAUGACAAAUGAGACACCAGCUGUCAAAUCUGCUUUGUCUACAACUCCUCCGUCUGAGAAACAAGUUUUGGAAGCAAACACAAACUCGACAAAAGAAAUGCCACCUAUUAUUCCGACAGAAGUGGUGCAGCAUGCUAUUGCAUCUGGUACAAAGAUAACCAAGACAGCUACAGCUGGAACUACUACACUGCAAACCAUAUCAAGGAAAACUAAGAAAACCUCUGCAGCAGCUUCUGUUCCCACCGACAUAACAUUGCUGCAUAUCUUAACAACACCUGGACCAUCUGUGGAAGCUACUGUGCCACCAUCAAGCUCAGGAGAGAAACUUGAGUCAGAAGCCGAGGCUAGUGCAACUGCACUACCGAGACAGAAAUCAGCAGAUCUAAUCACAAAAAAUGUAUCUGCCGCCACAGCUCGAUUAAGCACUGAAUCCAGUCAUGCAACUUUGCAAACAUCUGCCACAAAAACAAUGGGGGUAACGAAAGCUGCACCUUCAAUUUCGGUACCUGUAUUGAGAGACAACAUGUUGUCAACAUUGGGAGUAACCACGUCACCAUCCAUAAGGCAGUCAGAGCCGCCGACAUACAUGUUGGACACCACAGAGUCAGAAGAGGAAGAUGAUGAUGAAGAGGAGGAGGAAGAUGAUGAGGAUGAAGAUGAGGACAUUGACUUGGAUGAGGACAGCAUGGAUUAUGACACAGAGGUACCUUCGCUGUCCUACAUAACGCCUGGUGGGCCAAUAAGGGGCAACAGAAACUUGACAAAGUUGAUGGAGAUGUCAUAUCAGCUUCCAGAUUCCUUUGAGUGGAACCAGCAUGAUCAAGGUACUAAAAAUCUUGUUAGAAGCUGGCUCGAGAAAAUCAAAAAUAAAGCAGGAUAUAUGUCUGGGAUGUUAAUGCCUGUUGCAGUUGGUGUGGCUGGAGCCCUCUUUAUCCUAGGGGCUCUCUAUAGUCUUAAGGUGAUGAAUCGAAAGAGGAAAAACGUAUUUAAAAGACGUGAAACCAAGCCAAGAGAUUUCACCAGCAUGCAAGACCGUGUGAUGCUGUUGGCUGACAGUUCCGAAGAUGAGUUUUAAUUAUGUAGUGAAUCUUUGAUGUAAAGCAACUACACGAAGCUGCAUCGGAAUUUAAGGUGCAGAAUGACACUGCUACAUGCUACUAGCUUUCUGUUCCAAGUGUUUAUUCUUUAAAUGUCGAAAAAUGAUUAAGAUUGGCAAAAUUAUCUGUGAUAUACUGUAAAGCCUUGUUUAUUCAAUAUUUGUUUCACACGAGAGCCUCGUUUUGAGUUCAGUAUAAAUUUAUUCUGCAUAAUUGAAAGAACAAAUGUAAAGUGCUGAUGUUGCAAUAUCUAAUAAUUACUUGGUUGCUGUAAUUUUUAAACUGCGGUUUUUAUAUUUUGUUACCAAAAUUCAUGUUUUUGGAGCCCGUGUAACUGAUGCCAGGACUCUAAGGCCUGAGCUGUAGGGAGGGGUUGGGCAGGUUAAGACUUUAUUCCUAGGUCGCGAGGUGAUCAUUUCGAAGGAUAUAACAUCAUGGGAGGAAUAGUUCGGGUGAAUGCACAGUCUUUUACCCAGGGUAGGAUAAUCAAGAACUA
Messenger RNA from Amblyraja radiata (thorny skate), 3024 nucleotides. RefSeq names its product armadillo like helical domain containing 4 (gene armh4). Lineage: Eukaryota; Metazoa; Chordata; Chondrichthyes; Rajiformes; Rajidae. The record is from RefSeq and is a predicted model, not a curated record. Bases 299 to 2506 code for a protein of 735 amino acids. The transcript is spliced from 8 exons.